Cryptomeria japonica (Japanese cedar) is the source of this 465-nucleotide messenger RNA. RefSeq lists its product as uncharacterized. Lineage: Eukaryota; Viridiplantae; Streptophyta; Pinopsida; Cupressales; Cupressaceae. The coding region runs from base 1 to 465 and encodes 154 amino acids. The record is from RefSeq and is a predicted model, not a curated record. The transcript has a single exon.
AUGAAUAAGAACUAUGCUGCCAAGGUGAACGAAGAGAUUGAACGGAUUCUGGAGGCCGACAUCAUAUUUCGGGUGGAGACAAGUGAGUGGGUCUCGCCGAUUGUGAUCUCACUGAAGGAAGCCAACCAAAUCCGCACAACCUACAAGAUGACCACCGACCAGACUUCAUUCCAAUUGAUGUACAGACAGGAAGCUGUUGUGCCAGCUGAGUUCAUGGUGCCAAGCCUUCGCAUUGCAAUCGAGAACAGAUUGGGGGACAUGGAGAGCCUGAGGGAGAGGUUGUAUGUCUUGAACAAGUUGGAUGAGAAAAGAAUGAUGGCCCAGUGGGCUACGGAGGCAGCCCAACAAAGGAGGAAGUUGUGGCAUGACAAGCACUUAAAACGAAUGAAGUUUGCUCUAGGACAACUGGUAUUGAAAUAUAAUGGGCGUAAUGAGAUUAAACCAGGCAAAUUCAAGGUAAGAUAG